This is a messenger RNA of Trichoderma reesei QM6a, 783 nucleotides long. RefSeq lists its product as uncharacterized. The transcript has a single exon. Gene Ontology annotation, molecular function: triacylglycerol lipase activity. Lineage: Eukaryota; Fungi; Ascomycota; Sordariomycetes; Hypocreales; Hypocreaceae. Gene Ontology annotation, biological process: triglyceride catabolic process. The record is from RefSeq and is a predicted model, not a curated record. The annotation marks the transcript as partial.
GGCUUUAUUGCCCUCGGCGACUCGUACUCGGCCGGCAUAGGCACAGGCCUCAUCAAUGGCACCGAAGAUGAAUGUCGCCGCGGUGCCAACGCCUACCCGGUGCUGGUGCAGCGCGACCUCCACCGCAGUCUGGACGGGGGCCACGACCCAACCUUUCAGUUUCUCUCCUGCACGGGCUCUACUGUUGGUGACAUGCUUACCGGGGCCGAGCGCAGCCAGAUCGAUGGCUUCAACACAACCUCGACGGCCGACUUUGCUCUUCUCUCCAUUGGCGGCAACGACCUGGGCUUCUUCGACAUCAUGAAUAGCUGCAUCUUCCGAUUCUACAGCUUCUACUCCGGCACCUGCGAGACUGCUCUCCGCCACGCCGACGAGCAGAUGGCCAGUUCGGAUUUUGAAAACCGUCUUCGACUUGUCAUCAUGGAGAUUCUCGACCGCGUCCGCUGGGAGAAGAGGCCGUGGUUCACCAUUACCGUGACGGGAUAUGCGCGCUUCUUCAACGCGGAUACGGACGAGUGCGACGACUACUCCUUUGGCAUGUGGUGGCGCGGCCCCAAGCUGGAGCGCAAGCUUCGCCAGCGCAUGAACGACAUGGUUGUCGACGUCAACAACAAGAUCCGGCGUUCAGUCGACGCCAUCAACGCCGCCUUUGCCGAGCCCCGGGUCCUCUUUGUCGACUACGACGAGGCCUUUGAGGGGCAUCGCUUCUGCGAGCCAGGCGUCGUUGAGCCCGACUACGCGAGAAACGAGACCUGGUUCUUCCUUGUCGGCGGCCUGGACAAC